UGCCGUUUUGUUCGUCUCAUUUACACAACCCACCACAUGUUUGACAAAUUGCUCCACAGAGACAUUUCCCAACUCAACUCACUCAUCACCUCGUAUGUUCGAAGAGGUGACCCUGUCUCCGCGUUGACCCUCUUCCGCUGUGUGCGUCGCGUGCGCUCCGAUGUUGAUGCUUACACCUUCACCCCUGUCUUGCGUGCGUGUUCUUUGUUGGUUGUGUCUGAGCUUGGGGUACAAGUCCAUGCUCACAUGAUCAAAACCGGUGCAGAUUCCGGUACCGUUGCGAAAACCUCACUGAUGGAUAUGUAUUCGAGAUGUGGGUCUUUGGGUGAAUCCGUAAGGGUGUUUGAAGAAAUGGGUUAUAAGGAUGUUGUUGCUUGGAAUGCUUUGCUUUCUUGUUUUUUGCGGCAUGAUCUUCCUGUUAAUGCAAUUUGUGUUCUUAGAGCAAUGGGGAGGGAGAAGGUUGAGCUCAGCGAGUUCACGUUGUGUUCAGUGUUGAAAUCUUGUGCUUCUUUGAAGGCCUUGGAACUUGGUAGGCAAGUUCAUGGCUUGGUGGUGUGUAUGGGGCGUGACUUGGUUGUUUUGAGCACUGCUCUUAUUGAUUUUUACUCCAGUAUUGGGUGUAUUGAUGAUGCUUUGAAAGUAUUUUUUAAUUUGAAGGGUUGGAAAGAUGAUAUGAUGCAUAACUCGUUGGUUUCUGGGUGCAUCAGGAAUAGGAGAUAUGAUGAGGCAUUUAAAGUUAUGAGCUUGGUGAAGCCCAAUGCUGUUGCACUCACUAGUGCUCUGGUUGGUUGCUCUGAGAAUUCGGAUUUGUGGGUAGGGAAACAGAUACAUUGUGUUGCAAUUCGUCACGGUUUUACUUUUGAGACCCAACUGUGCAAUGCCCUGUUGAACAUGUAUGCAAAAUGUGGGAAUAUUUUGCAUGCCCGGUUGUUGUUUGAUGGAAUUUGUCAUAAGAAUGUGAUUUCCUGGUCUUGUAUGAUUGAUGCAUAUGGAAGAAAUGGAUAUGGACAUGAAGCUGUUGAGGUGUUUCAGAAGAUGAGUGAGGAUGGGAGUCAGGUUUUGCCAAAUUCUGUGACAUUUUUGUCUGUUUUAACAGCUUGUGCUCACGCUGGACUGGUGGAGGAAGGCAAAAUAUGUUUCAAUUUGAUGAGGGUGAAAUAUGGUCAUGAACCAGAUCCAGAGCACUAUGCAUGCUUAAUAGAUAUCCUAGGUCGAGCUGGUAAUAUAGAAGAAGUAUGGUCUGCAUAUCAAAAUAUGAUUGAGCAGGGUACUAGGCCUACUGCAGGAGUAUGGAUAGCAAUGUUGAAUGCUUGCAGUCUUAAUCAGGAUGUUGAAAGAGGUGAAUUUGCUGCGCAGCAUCUCUUGCAAUUGGAACCCAAUAAAGCUAGCAAUAUUGUGCUUGUAUCAAAUUUUUAUGCUGCUAUUGGUAGGUGGGAUUUGGUUGAUGAACUGAGAAGUAUAAUGAGGAUAAAAGGUUUGGUCAAGGAAGCUGGUAACAGCUGGAUCAAUGUCUUGGGCUUCAAUCAACAUGCUAGGUCACUAUCUGCUUGAUUGUUCAGCUAGACAAUUGGGUAGUGUGGGCUUUGCUUGCCAAGCUCAAAACAGUCAAUAGCUAAGUCAACUUGGCAUUGUCUACAUAUAAAAGCACCCCUCACUCUUUUAGAUCAUUUGUUAGUGGUGAGUGUUGACAACAAGUUAACCAGUAAAUAUCUCAUUUCCUGUUCCUCCAAAACCUCAUUUUGCUGAUCCUUCAAUUUUUUUGUUUCCCGUUUGCUCAAGCUUUCUUCCUUCCUCCUUAAAUUAGUUGAUGAAGUGUU
This is a messenger RNA of Gastrolobium bilobum, 1817 nucleotides long. RefSeq names its product pentatricopeptide repeat-containing protein At5g66500, mitochondrial. NCBI's taxonomy places the organism in Eukaryota, Viridiplantae, Streptophyta, Magnoliopsida, Fabales, Fabaceae. Gene Ontology annotation, biological process: RNA modification. The annotation marks the transcript as partial. The record is from RefSeq and is a predicted model, not a curated record. The transcript has a single exon. Gene Ontology annotation, molecular function: protein binding; RNA binding.